Hyla sarda is the source of this 2050-nucleotide messenger RNA. It is a transcript of the gene LRP11, whose product is annotated as LDL receptor related protein 11. NCBI's taxonomy places the organism in Eukaryota, Metazoa, Chordata, Amphibia, Anura, Hylidae. The transcript has 8 exons. The record is from RefSeq and is a predicted model, not a curated record. Gene Ontology annotation, molecular function: protein binding. Bases 172 to 1764 code for a protein of 530 amino acids.
GGGGUUGUGCUGGCGCUGUCCCUCCUCCUUGGUGCUGAUCGCUGGUGCCCUCCUCCAUACACCUGGCCUGGAGAGACCCCCACACAUCCUGCCAUGCUCCGUGUUGCCCUGUAUCUCCCUGGCAGGAUGUUACUGACAGGCUCCCUAUAGGCACCCGGAGGAGCCACCAUCAUGCUCUACCCCUUCCCCUCUCAUCACCUCCCCGGAUUGGGGGUGCGGCCGGCCAUCUCCUGUCUUAGCCUGCUCACCCUGCUGCUCUGCUGGGAUGUGGGGGGCUGCAGGAGAGUGUCCUCGGGGUCCCCUGCCCCACAGAUCACCGAUCUCCGCUCCCAGAUCUCCGGGGUAGAGGAACUCUUGGAAGAAUUCCGCAAGCAGCUGCAGCAGCAGAGGCCGGCGGAGGAGGAGGACUGGCAGCAGGACUGGCACCGGCACCGGCAGCAGCAUGGACGGGACCAAGAGGAGGAGGCAGCAGCCAUGCAACAAGAGCUGCAGGAAGUGGCCGUGCGACCCUUCGGGGACUCCGGGGAGGAUGUGUGUAACUUCAACCAGCAGGAGGACUAUAUCAUCCGCACCAAGGACUCGCUGGAGGCCGGAGCCACCUUCCUGAAGGCCCCGGCCGAGGUGUACACUUGGAGGCAGUGCCUGGAGGUGUGCUGCUCCCUGCCCCGCUGCUCGGCCGCCGUGCUGGAGAGGACGGGCAGAGGGCUCAGCUGCUUCCUCUUUGACUGCACCCAUCAUGGGCACAAUGUGUGCCAGUUCUCUCCUCACAGGGACUACUCCAGCUUCACCCUCACAGGCCGCAAUGUCUCCGGCAGCCAGGAUGCUGACAAACCACCCAACAGCAAUGCUGGGCAAGAUGUGGUACUUCAGCUGCCUGUCGACUGGGUUAUACUGGAUGGACGAGAAAGCAGUGAUGACCAUGCCAUCGUUCGAUAUGAGUGGACUCUGCUUCAAGGAGACCCUUUAGUAGAAAUGAAGGUUCCCCAACCAGGGACACUGAGGCUUUCCCAUCUGCAAGAAGGGAUGUAUACCUUGCAGCUGACUGUAACGGAUACAUCUGGACAGAAGAGCUCAGACAAUGUCUCUGUCAAUGUCCUCCCUGAAGAGCAUCAUAAGUCUGCAUCCACAUCAUGUAGUGGCACGUGCUCCCGCUACCAGUUCCUAUGUGACGAUGGCUGCUGUAUCGAUAUCACCCUGGCCUGUGACAGAGUGGUGCAGUGUCCGGAUGGCUCUGAUGAAGCUUUCUGCCAGAACUUCAGUUCUGGUCGUAAGACGGUGAUUCACAUAUCUGAUAAAACAAGCCACCCGGCUGACUCAGGAAGGGAGACUGACAAAGAAAAGGAAUCUGCUGUGGAAAAAUCAAGAGUCCCAGGGCAGAAGAUUUCUGUGUCCUCCAAUGCAGAAACAAAUCGGACACUUCCUGAGGAACGGAAUGACCAUAGUAUGCUUAAGACAGGAGCCAUUGUACCACACACAACACUGGACCCAAGAGGAAAUCUGGAAGCAGUACCAGCCACUGUUUCAUCGAAUACCGAGAAAGAAGCCGAGAAGAAUUUCUUAAUCUCAAAAGACAUUCUAAAGGGUAAUGGACACCCUGCACCUGAAGCAGGAGCUGUUUUACCAUUGGCACUUGGUUUAGCGAUUACAUCCCUACUGCUAUUGAUGGUAGUUUGUCGUCUCCAGCUAGUGAGAAAGAAGCUGAAGAAAGCUCGUCCAUUAACUUCUGAAGAGUCAGAUUAUCUCAUAAAUGGCAUGUAUCUGUAGCAGUCUACCCCUUCUUUUGUUUUCCUGAUCCUGCAUAACUUAACUUAUUGUCCAUACCUGAACUCUAUACAUACUUAUAAUACAUAAACGGAUUGUGUCUGUUUUUUUCUUUCCUUAGAGGUGUAAAAAGAGGAAAGUAAUCUGUAAAGUGUGACACUCCAACCGUGGUGUCAUUAUCAGGCAUGGGUAAUUAAGAGAUCUACAGUACUUGUUUAAGAGACUAAAGGAAUCUCGAAAAUGUUUCCAUUUGUCAUGAUGUUUAGUAAAUAAAUUCUGUAGGUGUGUA